Messenger RNA from Telopea speciosissima, 2567 nucleotides. Its product is annotated as WRKY transcription factor SUSIBA2-like. Bases 95 to 2533 code for a protein of 812 amino acids. The transcript has 5 exons. The record is from RefSeq and is a predicted model, not a curated record. Gene Ontology annotation, molecular function: DNA-binding transcription factor activity; sequence-specific DNA binding. Lineage: Eukaryota; Viridiplantae; Streptophyta; Magnoliopsida; Proteales; Proteaceae. Gene Ontology annotation, biological process: regulation of DNA-templated transcription.
CAGUUGGGUACGAAUAUUGGGUUCUAGCUUAAAUGGAAGAUUUUAAGGUUGUUAAGUAUGUAGAUUUAUUAUGGUGAAUGGGUGAUACUCUGUAAUGGCAGAAACGGAAGAAAUUGAAAUUGGUGGUGGUGAUUGGAGAGGACUUAUUUCAAGCCCGAAAGGUAUCUUUUCGGCAUUUUUAUCUGAAGGGUUCCCGUCGAGGUCUCUAUCUCAGAUUCUCAAUGGGUCUGAUGCUGCUGCUGUUACGGCCCACGGCGAUGAUGAGAAAGUUGGAGAUGGCCCGGUGAGUUCGGUUAUUAAAGUUGAGGAAGGCAGAGUUUCUACUGGUUUGGAUGGUCAGAUUGAGGUUUCUGGUGAUUGGAAGCCUAACCCAGUUAGAAAUGGGGCAAGUAUUGCAGAGAGGAGGGCUGCGACUUGUGGCUUCAGUGCGCCAAGGAUUAGUACGGCUCGGUUUAGAUCCAUCAGCCCCUUGUCUUCACCAGGGGCUCGUUCGCCUUAUCUUACCAUACCAGCUGGUCUUAGUCCGACAACGUUGCUUGAUUCUCCCGUCAUGCUUCCUAAUUCUCAGGCACAGCCAUCUCCAACUACUGGAACUUUUUCAUUGCCUCUGAGUAAUGAAAAUCCCAUGUCUGUUCCAUUGAGUUCCGGUAUAGAUAAGGAAAAGGGUGAUGAGGUUGAUUCCUCGUUCAAGUUCAUGUCUGAUCCAAAUCCUGGUGGUUUGUCAUGUCUUCUUGGCUCAGAAAAUCAGGUGGCUUCCUCCUCCAAUCAAUCUCUGAAUUUGAAAAUGACUGGUGUGAACCACCAAACUCCUGCUCUUUUGCAACCAAACAUGGACUUUGAAUGCCAAAAUGGUUUUUUGAAACCAGCGAUGACAAAGAGAUACACUACCGAUUCUCCUUCAGAUAUUGAAGUUUCUAAUAGCAUGACUGUGAAUAGUAAGUGUGUUGCCAUACAAACUGGCAAUUCUGAUGUUGCUAGUGAUCAAGCUCCUCUACAGGAGCAACCUCUGCAUGGAGAUGAUAUUGGGUCACAACAAAUUCUGGAAGGGGAACAGAAAGGGGCAUAUCCUCCCAUGGGAAUGGGAAAGCCAUCUGAAGAUGGGUAUAAUUGGAGAAAAUAUGGGCAGAAACAGGUGAAAGGUAGCGAGUACCCUCGGAGCUACUACAAAUGCACACAUCCAAAUUGCCAGGUGAAGAAGAAGGUAGAGCGUUCUCUUGAUGGUCAAAUAACGGAAAUUAUUUAUAAGGGUGCUCAUAGUCACCCAAGACCACAGCCUAGUCGUCGAUCAGCAGUUGGAUCGGCAUUUUCACUCAACGAAAUGUCAGAGACAGGUGAGGGUCCUGGGCCUUGUGUCAAAGUAGAAGGAGGUUCAAUUUGGAAAAGUAUUUCUCAGGGAUCGAAGGAUAAUAAAGUUGGUUCAGAAUGGAGGGCUGAUGGUUUAGAGAGAACAUCAUCGACAUCUGUUUUAACUGAACUUUCCGAUCCACUUUCAACUGUGCAAGGGAAACAGCUAGGUAUGAUUGAAUCAGCAGAUACUCCAGAGCUUUCAUCCACACUUGCUAGUCAUGAAGAAGAAGAUGAUAUAGCCACUCAAGGUAGUAUAUCAGUUGGCGAUGAUGCUGAUGAUGAGGAGCCUGAGUCAAAGAGAAGGAAGAAAGAGAGCUGUUUGAUUGAAACAAAUUUGGCUUCUCGAGCUGUUCGGGAACCUAGAGUUGUUGUCCAAACAGACAGUGAAGUGGACAUACUUGACGAUGGAUACCGCUGGCGCAAGUAUGGGCAAAAAGUAGUUAAGGGGAAUCCAAACCCUAGGAGCUACUACAAAUGCACUAGUGCGGGAUGUCCUGUGAGGAAGCAUGUCGAAAGAGCCUCACAUGAUCUCAAAUCUGUGAUUACAACAUAUGAGGGAAAACACAACCAUGAAGUACCUACCGCCAGAAACAGUAGUCAUGCUAGCUCAAGUAGUGGAAAUGCAUCACAAGGUGGUCCUAAUGCUCAAACUACCCUGACAUUACCAGUAAGCACCAAUUUUUCUAAGACUGAACCACAAGAUCAAGAUCUUGCACCUCGUUUUGAGAGAAAACCUGAAUUCACUAAUGAAUUCUUGAGACCUGGUUACCUGGGGGGUUUCCAUGGUGGCAUAAAGCUGGGGCCUUCUACUUGUUAUGAAAUGAAGCUGCCUCCCUUGCAGGCUAUGUCUUAUGGAUCAUUUGGACUGAAUGCAAGCCAGAAUGAAGCAAAUCAAGUGGCUUCUAUUGCUCAGAUUGUCCCAGAAUUCCCAAUUACAAUGCCAAUGAAUAUGCCUCGACCGGGAAACCUGGCAUUGACCAGCUUUGAUUUUAGUAGCCAUGGAAGGCCAAUUGGUUCAGUUCAGUCUUACCUUGGGAUGCAGCAGCCUAAGCAGACUGACACAAGAUUUCUCAGGCCUAAAGAGGAGCAGAAAGAUGAUGCUGUUUAUGAAACUCGUCUGCCUAUGAGCCAUCUUGCAAAUGCAUCGUCUUCGGUAUACCAGAUGAUGGGAGGUUUUCCAUUGUAAAUACUUUUUGCUCCUCCAGCUGACUGCCCCCCCU